AUGCGGUCAACAUAGUAGCUGGAGUAAAUAUAUUAGCCAUUGUCCAAUUAGAACAAUAUCAAGAAUUCAUAGCAAUCAUUCAGCCAGUCAAACCAGACUUCAUCAGUGAAGCAGAAAAUCUUUUCCUCAAAGUAAAUAGACCAAAACAUAAACUAUCAAGUGCCUUUAAUGUAAUCAACUCAAAGGGUUUAGAAAUAAAAUGAUAAAAGAUUACACAGCAAUUAAGAAAUAAGCUAAGGCAAACCGUUUGUACUUGCUACGUCACAUUCAACGAAUCAGCUAAGAAAGAGUUUAAACGAUAAGAACUAUUUCACUUAAUAAAUGAGCAAAGGUACUCCAGGAUAUAUUGUCAAGAAUUCAUCCAAGGUCAAAGACCGAUAAUCAUUAAAUGCUGGAGAGGAAUAUUUUAAUCAUUCAGAAAUUGAACCACUACUUUAGUCAUAAGACUAAAAGAGAGAGUCAUUCAUUGAAAAGCAGUAGUAGCUGAAGCAAAAGAGUCCAAUAUCCAAUGGUCAAAUCCUUCAAUCUGAUUUCAAGCUAAGCAAGAAUAGGCUGUUUGACUUCUAAUAGCAGGACAAGUUUGAUGUUUACGUGGAGGAUGUUGACGGAUCUCCAAACGAUUAAAUUUAUCAGCAAAGCACAUAACUCUCCCCUUAGUAAUUAUACUUUUCGAGUUCUAAGAAAAAUUAGCAAACUCCUUGGACAGGAACCAAUUAAAAACGCAUCAAAACUGCUAAUAACACGCAGAUUAUCAAGCAGUAAUCUUCAUCAAAGGAAGUCAUUAUCCCACCUAAAGACUAAAUCAUGUUUAAGCAGUCAUAAAUGUCAGGAACAGCCACCAGAUUCUGGAAUAACAUGAAAUUCAACCCUAACCUUGCAAAUAAUGAGGAAAAACAGUUGAACCCGACUGUCCCUAAAUUCUUUAAUGGCCCUUAGUAUGACGAAAUAGUAAAUCAACCAUUAGCAGAUGAAAAGAAGAUGAUAUACUACCUUAAGAAAGAAAUAGAGGAGUACAGAAAUGACAAUAAGAAGAUAUCCUAUACAUCUAAAAAAGAUGUUAUGAUAAAACUUUUAAUUGAUGAGCUAGACAAACAGCAUAAAAGAAUAAAUUUCCUAGAGAAUAAGAUUAAGGAUCAAAAGGCUAGAAUACUUAGAAUGGAAGAUGCUAUGAAACAAAAGAGUCAUAGACUCUUACUAAGAUGUGGAUCUGCGUACAAGCCAAUUAAAGUUUAAAAGGAUUUAAUAAAUGUUGAGAGUUAAUCAAGAAGUAGAAGCUAAUCUGCGAGAAAUUCAAGAAGAGGGGAAAGCCAAGGGGAUCCUGAAGAGCAAAAGAAAAAUCAAGACAUAUAAGAAGUAACUGCUGAGAAUGAAACUAGCGUCACUAAUCAUCAAAUAGUCUAAGGUUCGAUUGUAGAAAACCCUGAUGAAUUGAUGCAGUAGCUUGAGCAAGAGUAUCAAAGUUAGCAAUAAAGAUUUAUGAAUAUGCUUGAGGCACAUCUAACCUAAGUAGAGAAAGUUGAUUAAAGUACUUAGCUCGAAGAAGAUGAGCUCUAUGAAGAUCCUAAAUACAAAAGGUCAAUAAUUAUGCAUCAAGAUAACUAAAAGCUUACCAGAGUAGUCAUUAAUCGAGAAGAUUUAUUAUUUGAUGUUUGUGGAAGACAUAUUUCAAGAAAGCAAGUAGAAUUAAAUGUGAAUGCUCUAAUUUUUGAUCUGGAGAAGACUAUCUCACUUCUUAAAUAAUAUCACAAACUUUCAGACUUUAUUCAUUCACAUAAGCUUUAAGAUGAGUCUAAACUAACAUUUUUCCAGAUAUUAGAGGAAUUCUAAAACAGAGCAGCAAAUAUAAUAAACUGUGAUCAAGUCAUUUACUGUAUGAUGGACUAGCCAUCUAAAGAACUAAUUCAAUUCACUAAGAAGUAAGUUCUCAAAAGCAAGUGGGCUGAGCUUUUUAGCUUUAAAUAUGAGAAUAUGGGAGAUCAUUUUGCACUAAACAACCCAGAGGAGAUUAAGAAUCUAAUUAAUGUAGAAAAGCUUAAGGAAUUCCUAGGCUAUACCAAGACUCAUCCAAUUGAAAGCAUUAUUAUGACAAAAUUUUAAAUACUUCUAAAAUAAGGAGUAUCAAUUGCAAUAAACUCGUCUACUUUUGAUUUUUCACUAAGAGGAAUGAAGAGUAACUUUCAAUAGUAAUGUGGAUUUUUCACUCAAAUGGACAAUGAGAUACUUCAAUAGCUCAGUGUCUCAUGUCUAAGAAAACUGAAUAGAGAAAGAGACCUUGAUCUGAAGAUUAAGCUCAUAAGAACUUAUAGAAAUCUCUUCAGGAUAGGAAUUAAUCUGAAUUCAAGGUCUAAUUACGCAAGUUUGAUUUAUGAAUCUGAAAAGAAGUUGAAAGAAAUGAUGCUAGUUAAGAAUGUGACCAUACUGAUUAUAGACCAUGAUAGAUAAAGCUUUGUCAAGCUGAAUCAUCACUGUAUUGGACCAGAUGGACGUGAAUUUGAGCUGUCUGAAUCAGAAAUAUAGUAGCUAGAUUUGCCUUAAGACAUUUAAAUAGAGGGUAAUCUCCUAUAUAUGCCAUUUAAAGGACUUGCAUAGCAUUGUGUUAAGGAAAAGAAAACUUUGGUGAUAACUGAACCUCUAUCAUAUUAGGAAUAUGACAAGUAUAUAGAUAUAGACUUUGACAGUUAGAAGAUUACACCAAUCAUCUGUGUCCCCUGCUUUAACAGAGAAGAUAACUCAAGAGUAGAGGCAUUAAUUGAGAUAGAGUUUAAAAUGAAGCACUACCUCUCUAGUAACCCCCUAAUGGGUGGAUAAUACGGCGAAUUCAAGCUAGACAUUGUUGCUAAGGAGUAACUCGAAAUAUUCCAAAAUUAACUCAGAAUCUCAAUUGAAAGAUUAAAUAUUCUUAAAAAAUACCAGCAGCGACUCAAAUUGAAACAGAAUGGAGGCAUUCAUCAGUUGACUGAUAUGCUCUAGAUUGGAGAUGCUCUUUCUCCCAUUAAAUUACGAGAACAGUUUACAACACUAGACAAGCAGCAGAUUAACAACGACUUCGAGAUGCUGAGGCCAUUGAGUGAAAUUGGAAUUUUUAAUGAUGAUAAAUAUGACUGUCUUUCUGAUGGAGAAUAAUGA
Molecule: messenger RNA, 3126 nt
Organism: Stylonychia lemnae
Lineage: Eukaryota; Ciliophora; Spirotrichea; Sporadotrichida; Oxytrichidae
Source: the annotation of a GenBank genome assembly